Messenger RNA from Phodopus roborovskii (desert hamster), 1137 nucleotides. Its product is annotated as liver carboxylesterase 1-like. Gene Ontology annotation, biological process: lipid catabolic process. NCBI's taxonomy places the organism in Eukaryota, Metazoa, Chordata, Mammalia, Rodentia, Cricetidae. Gene Ontology annotation, cellular component: lipid droplet; endoplasmic reticulum. Gene Ontology annotation, molecular function: carboxylic ester hydrolase activity. The record is from RefSeq and is a predicted model, not a curated record.
AUGGUUCUACACAUUAUGCAGGCACCACCCAGUGGACAGCUGCAGUAUUGCAGCCCUAUCAGGACAACCCUGGAAGAUACUGGGCACCCAUUCUCAGCACCCGUGGUGAAAACAGUUCAUGGCAAAGUCUUGGGGAAGUACAUCAGCUUGGAAAGAUUCAAACAGCCUGUGGCUGUUUCCCUGGGAGUCCCCUUUGCCAACCUCCUCUUGUGCUCCACCACAGCCUGCAGAGCCCUGGAGCUUCAUGAAAAAUGUGACCUCCUACCCUCCUAUAGCUACCCUUUCCUUCCCACUGUGAUUGAUGGAAUGGUGCUGCCAAAGACACCAGAAGAUAUCCUGGCUGAGAAGAAUUUCAACACUGUCCCCUACAUGGUGGGCAUCAACAAGCAAGGGUUUGGCUGGAGCAUGCAAAUGAUGAUAGGUUUUCCACUUUCUGAAGACAAACUGGACCAGAAGAGGAUCGCUUCCCUUCUUUGGCAGUCUUUCCCAAUCCUUAACAUCUCUGAGAGUCUGAUUCCAGCUGCCAUUGAGAAAUGUUUAUCAGGGACAGAGGACUCCAUCAAAAAGAAAGACCUUCUCCUGGACUUAAUGGGAGAUGUGAUGUUUGGUGUCCCAUCUAUGACUGUAUCUCGUGGCCACAGAGAUGCUGGAGCUCCCACCUAUAUGUAUGAGUUCCAGUAUCGCCCAAGCUUUGUAUCAGACAUGAGACCCAAGACUAUGAUAGGGGACCAUGGUGAUGAUCUCUUCUCUGUAUGGGGAGCCCCGUUUUUAAAAGAGGGUGCUUCAGAAGAAGAAACCAAUCUCAGCAAGAUGGUGAUGAAAUUCUGGGGCAACUUUGCCCGGAAUGGGAAUUCCAAUGGGGAAGGGCUACCCCAUUGUCCACAGUAUAAACAGAAGGAAGGUUAUCUGCAGAUUAGAGUCCCAACACAGUCAUCCCAUAGGCUUAAAGACAAGAAAGUUGCCUUUUGGACUGAGCUCAGAGCCAAGAAAACUGCAGAAAGAACAACCCAGAGGGAACAUUUUGAGCUUUGAUCAGGAGGCACAUGUUUGAGAGCCUGGAUCCAAGAAAAGGGAUAUGCCACAGAAGUUGUUGCCAAAAUAAAUCAUCUUGUUAUUGAGAACAUAGAAUCAUGCGGC